CAAUUGAGCAGGGCACCAAGGUGGACAGACAGCAUCCCUUACCAAUGAGUCUGCUUGAAUGCUAACAUGGAGGGCCAAAAUGAGGUCCAUACACCUACUACGUCUGCCACAAUCAUUAAAGCUGGUGAUCCCCUAGUCUUAUGGAAACAGAAUUUUGAGCAAUGGCCAGAAUAGCAUGAAUCUAAUCUUAUAUCAUGACAUACAUCAAAAGAAGUUGGCAAUGUAUUGGAGCACAGGGAUGGACAAGAAAUCUUAGCAGUCAACCAUGGAACUGGACAUUUCAUUUGGUUUAUUUGACGUGUGGCCAGGCUGCCUCAAACGGAGAUGCGUUCACAAUGCAAAAGAGUAUUCCCCUUGCAGUCUUCCACCUUCUAUAUAUACUUCAUCCCAUCAUUCUUGUUUGUGACUGUGACCUGGAUAUUAUUGCUAUUCUGUUAAUUCAAUGCUGGUGCUUCGUUAGAAUCACUUGCUAAAGGUGCAGUGAGAUUCUCUCGUAGAUUCACUAUUCGAGAACUGCAGGAUAGGUGGCACUCUCUUCUCUAUGAUCCAGAUGUUUCAGUAGAAGCUUCUGAUCGCAUGGUUGAGAUUGAAUGUUCCGCUUCCAAUCUUUCAUCUAAACCUAACAGACCUGGCAAUUCUAAAGGUAAUGGAUGUGCUUCGGGGAAGAGAAAUAUUGGAAGUGUUCGUAGCCAUUACUAUGCCAUGCGGAAGAGAAUUUGUAGGGAACCUCUUAACUCUUUUGAUCUAAGUUUUCUGGUUGCACCUGGUGGUUUUAACUGCACCGGUAAUGAAGGUGGGUUGCAAGAGCAUUUAACACAUCAUAGUGAGCCUGAAAGUCAAAAUUGCAUUUUUGGAGAUCCUAUCUCAAAUCAUUUUGGACUGCAGGAAUCAGAGUUGGAUAUUGUGCGUCAUGCUUUUCCAGAAAUUGUGGGGGAUGAUACAACUGUUGGUGGCAUUGAUGGUCCAGUCCAUGAAUUUCAUACUGGACACCUAGACUCAUUUGAAGAUGGUCUUCCACAUGGAAUGAUUGGUAGGGAUUGCUUAUAUGGAUUUACAGACAAUGUUUCCCCUGUGUCAGCCAGAGAAGCAAGGCAAACUGGCAGUGAGCAUUCAUUUGAGCAUGAUGAUGUACAUAAAGAUCUUCCUCUUCAACAGAACUUGCCUGUCUUUGGGAAUUGUGCUGGUGCUCAAGAAAUGAGGCCCCAAUGUGGAGUGCCUGUGAGCGACCUAUUUGAGACAGAUGAUCUAGAGGCAAAACCAUUGUCUUCCUUUGAUUCGAUUAAUACCAACCCUGGGAAUGUUUGCUCUGGAUUUGGAGGAAGUCAAGGCUUCAAUUCCCCAGUUUCAGACUGUGGUGCUGCAUUUCACCAGUUAGGAUAUUCAUCUCCACUAGCGGGGAUGCCCUCCUGGGGACCAAUUGAUGGCAUUUCUACAUCAGCAAUGCAAAUCGAGACAAACCUUGGAGACAAUGGUCAAGUCCUAGGAGAUGCAUUAGCAUGCGGUGGUGAUGGUGGUGCUGAGAAAAUAGGUUCAUCCAGUUGUAAAAUUGUCCACUCAGAAUCCAAGUUAAAAGAAGGAAUAUCUGCUGAUGGAUUAGCCAAUUCCACUGCUAUGCCAGAGGGUGAUUUCAUGGAUCUUUCCAGUUCUCUUUUGAACUUUUCAGAUGAUGAUGAGCUUCUCUUCAUGGAUGUAGAUGUAGAUGUAGAUGUAGAUGGAGAUGUGAAUGACAUGAUGGGUAGAUCUUGUCUUCAUGGUCUCAACUCGAUUUUGUUAAGUUCUCCAAGUGAAGCUCAUCAAGAUGAUAUUCCUGUUGCUCCUUCUGAGUCUAAAAUAUCAGAACCACAAGAUGCAUGCUUGGUGGUAGCUCCAAGUGAAGCUCAUCAAGAUGAAAUUCCUGGUGCUCCUGAUGAGUCUAUAGCAUCAGAAGCACAAGAUGCAUGCUUGGUGGUAGCUAAUGAUCCAUGUACUGAAGAAUACGAUGAAAUUAGUUACCAAUCACUUUUUGGUCAGGAGGAUGGGGAUUGUGAUGGAGAGAGCAAUAUCUUGGGGAUGUCUACAUCAGCAACAAAUCCUCAUUCCCCUGAACGUAUUAAUGGGGUUAUUUGCUGCAUUUUGAACGCAGAGGACCCUGAAAUCCCAGACAAUGAUCACAUAUUUCCAUCCACUGAAACACUUGCAUCAUUCACAUCCCCCAUAACACAACAUGGUUCUGGGGAGUCUCGUAGCACAGAAGCCUCAUUUCCCCUGGACGUUCAUGAUGCUCAAAAGGUUAGUGAACAAGGAUCCAACUUGGUGAAGGGAGAAGAAGAGGCCCCUGCACAGAGACUUUUGGCUCCCAGGAUGAUAAGAUCACAAGCACUAGCAGAAAUGGGUCCAAACCACGCUCUUGAUGGUUGUAGGGUCAAAUCUGAGUUGCGUGAGAUUGACUCCCCUGAUGUGGUAUCCGAUCACACAAUUGCUGCCAGUGGGGUAACUCCGAACUUUGUUCUAGAUGGAUCACUGAAGGACUCAGCUGUAAAAGGUGAAAUGGGGAAAAAACAUGAUUUUACUAGUUCUGUUGAUCCUUUAUUGGAAAAGACAGGUCAUGGUUCUGAUCAUGUAGAAAGUUGUCCACAAAACAUUCUUGGUUAUUGUAAUCAGGAAGCAGAUGUGACAGCCACAAUUAAUAAAAAUUUGCCAUCACAUGCAGUCCCAGGUUCCACAGAAAUGGCCUUCCCAGAACCUGAAUUAAACCCUCCAACUUCAGAUCAUGAAGAGCAACUUUCUGGAAGUGAUGGUGAUGUACCUUAUUUUUCUGAUGUCGAAGCAAUGAUACUUGAUAUGGACUUGGGUCUGGAUGAUCAAGAUUCAUAUUUCAGUAGGGAAGCAUUAAGAUAUCAAAAUAAGGAUACUAAGAGGGCAAUCCUUAGGUUGGAGCAGGUGGUCCAGUCUUAUAUGCAAAGAGCUAUGGCUUCUCAUGGAGCAUUUGCCAUUUUCUAUGGCCGCCAUUUGAAGCAUUAUAUUAAGAAAUCCGAGGUAAUACUUGGGAGAGCUACAAGUGAUGUGAAUGUUGACAUUGACCUAGGAAGAGAAGGGCGUGCUAAUAAAAUAUCUCGGCGGCAGGCAAUGAUAAAGAUGGAUGAAGAUGGAUCCUUCUACCUGAAAAAUCUUGGGAAGUGUCCAAUUUUUGUCAAUAGCAAGGAGGUAGCAAUUGGGCAGCGUCUGAGUCUUAAUUCGUGUUGUUUGAUUGAGAUACGAGGCAUGAGAUUCAUGUUUGAAAAGUUUUAGUAUUCUUCAAGGUAGUAAAUAAUCAAUAUUUCAAGCAAGAAGAGCCAAGAAAGAUGAGAAGAAAUAAUGAAUGUUCGCUUCAGGGGUUUAUGUAUGCUUGGAAUAGUUUCUGUUAUUCUGCUCUACUACCUGGGUGGUUGCAUGAAUCUUUCAUUUUGGGGUUUUUUUUUUCU
Messenger RNA from Macadamia integrifolia, 3440 nucleotides. RefSeq lists its product as uncharacterized. Gene Ontology annotation, molecular function: protein binding; G-quadruplex RNA binding. NCBI's taxonomy places the organism in Eukaryota, Viridiplantae, Streptophyta, Magnoliopsida, Proteales, Proteaceae. The record is from RefSeq and is a predicted model, not a curated record. Gene Ontology annotation, cellular component: MLL1 complex; NSL complex; Ino80 complex. Gene Ontology annotation, biological process: positive regulation of transcription by RNA polymerase II. The transcript is spliced from 7 exons. The coding region runs from base 577 to 3267 and encodes 896 amino acids.